Molecule: messenger RNA, 2772 nt
Organism: Suhomyces tanzawaensis NRRL Y-17324
Lineage: Eukaryota; Fungi; Ascomycota; Pichiomycetes; Serinales; Debaryomycetaceae
Exons: 3
Molecular function (GO): guanyl-nucleotide exchange factor activity
Source: RefSeq, a predicted model, not a curated record
AUGAGCAUCUACCACCGGUUUGCCUCGCUAGAGCACGACGAGGCCUUCUUCAGGUCCCACAAACGGCCUGAACCAGCACAUUCAACAUCACGAACUGGCUCCAAUUCCUCGACCCAGUCGCUUCCAGGCCCUUCCAGCCUCUGCCUCCCUCCAUUGGGGGCCCAGUUUGCAGGCGACUCUCCUUCCCACUCCAUCCAGGACUGGCAGCACCUCUUCGCGAAAGCUGCCUACUUCUCCGGAUACGACCCUCUCUACUUCCAGCACAUGGUCAUCAUGAUCUACCAGAACUCCCGUUCGGGACGCAUCUCCACCAAGUCUAUCACCCAGUACGGAGUCACCACCUACGACAACUUGAUCCUCGACUCGCGGUCACGGUUCUGGCCUGGGUGCGAGAACCUCUUGCCUGAGUACCGUCGCUCCAACGUCCGCAAGGCCAUCGCCAUCUCCACCCUCAAGAACUACACCAAGCUCUCUAACGAGGUCAAGGUGUCCCUUCCCUGGGACGAGACCAACGCAGGUAACUUGGCCAACGAAAUGAACCUCAUGACUGCUAAACCCCCCCUCGAUUUGGGAAACAAAUUGCUCCAACUCGGUCUCAUCCAGCCUCACACCUUCUCCACCAUUCUCUUGGACACCGUCUACGACAACUUCUCCGACCAGACCAACCCCAAGAUCGUGGAAGACAACAACAAAAUGGUGUUCUUGUUGGGCGACCAGUUGGACCAGCUCUUCGACCCGUUGUUGGAGUACUCGCCUGAGGCUAUGGACAUCAAUUACAACGUCUCCACCGCAUUCACAGCUCCUCCCUUGUUGGACGGAAAUGAAAAGGUGGACUCCAUCAUCCAGGAAUUGAUUUCCACCCAAACAAACUACACCAUGGGCCUUGUCAACUUGCUCCAGAACUUCAUCAUCCCUUUGAGAAUCCAUGUGUUGUCCCACUCUAAACUUGCAUCGGGCGAAGGUCCCAACAGUAAAUCAGGAAUCUCGAAAAUUAAUCAGGUUUUUCCCCCAACCAUCGACGAAAUCACCAGAAUCAACUGCAUCCUUCACGACUCCCUCAACAAAGCCAAAUAUUACGGUUAUGUAGAGGUCUUUAAGGUCCUCGGAAUGAUCUUACCGUACUUCUACAAAGCAUUCAUUCGUCAUGAGGCCAACCUUAAGAGCUUCUCGGCAAAAAUCAAUAAGUUCAGUCAAAGGAAUCAAAAGAAGAUUUUCGAAAACCGAAACUUGAAUAAGGGCUCUUAUACGGUCAGGGAAAUUGACUCCAUCGUAUCUGGCUCAUUAUUCGAAUUACCUAAAUUGAAAUUGAUUUUAAAGAGACUCUAUGAUACAAUCUAUACCCAAUUGGGGAGCAGAACGGACAGUGAAGAAAUGGCCUUCAUCGAUAAUUCGUAUAAUAUUGCAAUCGAAGUCAUCAAUGCAUUCGGAGGAAGCUUACCGGAUGAGGGCCUCGAAAUCUCAAAUCCAAAGCAUCGUUUUUUCACUCCUUCCGGUAAAUUGUUGACUGAACUUGCAUCAAAAUGGCCAGAACAGUUACAAUAUGACUGGUUGUCAAGAAAAGUGGUUGGGAUCUACGAAUUAAAGAAUGUCAAACCUGCCAAAGACAGUAUUUGCCAUACUGAUGUUCUCAUCAUUUUCUCGGAUUAUUUGUUGAUUUUAACCAUUAAUGAUCCCAAGUUUUACCUCAAGAGGGAUGAAGACUCGCUGAGAUCUAUUUCGGUGUCAGAUAUCUUAAUGCAUUCAUUGAUUAAUGAGAAACCUUUGCCCAAUCUUGAAAUCUUCCCUUCCAUGGAAGUUAGUGGCUGGGUUGAGAUUGAUCACGUUAUUGCCAGUACCUACAAGGGUGUUUCUUCGAUCCAGAAAGAUGAGGAAGGAUCCUUCUUGAGGUUUUUGAGCACAAAGCCAUAUGGCUUUAAUUCUUCCUCAAAAUACACCAACAUCACCAGGAACUAUGAAAUUGUGAAUACCCAAGAUGAUGGCAACAAGAUCAUUGAAUUGAUAACCAAGGCCAAAGUCUUACACAAGAGUCAAUCCUUUCAUUUGUUCAAAUCGACACCAACAAGCUUCACCAUCUACUCUACAGCUCAUAGUAUUGAUGCAUACGAGGUUGAGACUUGCAACUCGCCAUUUGCAUUAUUCUUGAACAUUACUUUCGAUAAUCCUCAAAGAUACUUUGAAACUCACCCUGGUUUGUAUUUGAUCAUAAAUGCUGCCUUCGUGAAUGAUUAUACGAUCCGAUUAUUCGGACUUAGUAAAGAUGGUAGCUUUGAGCUUGACGAAACAAUACAGGCUCAAGAUUUGCAAUCAACCUUGAAGAAGAUCUUGAUCACUAACUAUGAACUCAUCUUCAGAACUCAUAACAACAUCACUGAUGCACUUUCUAUCGGCUACAAGAACGAUUUGGACUACUACUUGAACGUAUUCACUGGAUACAGUACUGAAAGCUUGAAGUCCUCCUUGAAGCAAAAAGAGCAUGAAGAAUUGGAAGCACAGAAGAAAAAGGAAAUUGAGCAGAAGAGAAAGGCGGCUCCUAAAGCCCCGGUACCACAACCUGUCAAAAGACCGGUGGAUGCUCCAGACAGAACUUUGAAUAAAAAGAAAUCACUCAUUCAUAAGCUUUUUCAUCCAUUCAAAAGAGCAAAUGACGCAAAUAAACUUCCGAAUAAUCAAGCCUCAAAAGCAAAUGAUUCCAAUAGGAAGAUUUCUGAUACUUAUAUUCCUAGGGGAGAUAAAGCUCAAUAUACUCAUUUGUACAAGCCUAUCCCAGAGCUU